AUGGCCGAGACACUUUCGCUUCGUGGGUAUCUGAAGGGUCACUCUGGCUGGGUCACCGCCCUCGCCACCACUGUCGACAACACCAAUAUUGUUCUGUCUGCAUCCCGCGACAAGACCAUCAUUGUCUGGCAGCUUACUACCGACACCGAAGAGCUUGGCUCUUACGGUUACCCGAAGCGCGCUCUCCGCGGCCAUGGUCAUUUCGUCUCCGAUGUUGUCCUCUCAUCCGAUGGCCAGUUUGCCCUGUCGUCUUCAUGGGAUCACACUCUCCGCCUCUGGGACCUGUCUACCGGCGUCACUACUCGCCGAUUCGUGGGUCACUCCAAGGAUGUCCUCUCCGUGGCAUUCUCGGCUGACAACCGUCAGAUUGUGUCAGGUUCUCGCGAUCGCACCAUCAAGUUGUGGAACACCCUCGGCGAAUGCAAGUACACCAUUCAGGAGGAGGGCCACACCGAAUGGGUCUCCUGCGUUCGCUUCUCGCCGUCCACUCAGAACCCGCUCAUUGUGUCAUGCGGCUGGGAUAAGCUCGUCAAGGUGUGGAACCUCACCAACUGCAAGCUCCGUACCAAUCUUCACAACCACUCUGGAUACCUCAACGCUGUGACCGUCUCACCAGACGGGUCUCUUUGCGCCUCCGGUGGAAAGGACGGCGUGGCUAUGCUGUGGGAUCUCCAAGAAGGGAAGCACUUGUACUCGCUGGAGGCUAAUGACAUUAUCCACGCCUUGUGCUUCUCCCCGAAUCGUUAUUGGCUGUGUGCCGCCACUAACUCGUGCAUUAAGAUUUGGGAUUUGGAGUCCAAGACCGUUGUCGAUGAGCUUCGUGACGACCAGGCGGAAUCCAUUGGCAAGAAGGCUGCGCAACCAGCAUGUAUCUCUUUGACAUGGUCUGCCGACGGUUCCACACUGUUCUCUGGAUACACUGAUAAUGUCAUUCGCGUCUGGGGUGUCGGCAUCGGCCGGUAAGAUGCCGUUAGCGGCUUGUUAGAUCGAGUGGCUGAUCUGCAUCAUUUGAAGGCUACGUGAUUCGCAAUGUAGGCGAUGAAGGAAUGGCUAGGGAGCGCCGUGGCCGGGGGUUUGUGGUGGCCGCGGUCGGUGCCGUUACCGGAUGCUUACGUGAACGCUAGUUAUACACAGUAGGUUGGAAACGAGGCCUGCUCGUGUGUAAACGAUGCAUUGAUCGUGAAGAAAAA
Molecule: messenger RNA, 1190 nt
Organism: Chondrus crispus (carragheen)
Lineage: Eukaryota; Rhodophyta; Florideophyceae; Gigartinales; Gigartinaceae
Product: receptor for activated protein kinase C
Exons: 2
Coding region: 1-963 (320 amino acids)
Biological process (GO): positive regulation of protein phosphorylation; rescue of stalled cytosolic ribosome
Cellular component (GO): cytosol; nucleus
Molecular function (GO): ribosome binding; protein kinase C binding; translation regulator activity
Source: RefSeq, a predicted model, not a curated record